This is a messenger RNA of Dermacentor andersoni, 1921 nucleotides long. Its product is annotated as nose resistant to fluoxetine protein 6-like. NCBI's taxonomy places the organism in Eukaryota, Metazoa, Arthropoda, Arachnida, Ixodida, Ixodidae. Gene Ontology annotation, molecular function: acyltransferase activity, transferring groups other than amino-acyl groups. The record is from RefSeq and is a predicted model, not a curated record.
UAGUAAAUGCAAAUAAUAAAGUGAGAGACUACUGCACGGGCGCUUUGUGCAAUAAAUGAAGUUGUGCGUUUGCGCUCCUGUCCUAUAGUGCCUUUUAUCACGUACUUUAUCACUGCGCCUUGCUUUCAAGAUCGUACUGGAUAUUCCACUUCUGAGCGCUACCACGUUACUACGAUUGGUGGACUAACACAUUACGACUGUCUUAGUUUUACAGCAAUACGGGAUUCAGGCUUCCGUGAAAGGGUGCAGGUCCGGCGAAGCGAAAGCGUGGACUUGGGCGCAGGUGUUUUCAGUGUGAGGAAACUGUCAAAGGAAAACACCAGACAGCCGCGAAAGGAGCAUGCGCUGACUUGCGGCAUUUUCUGCUUUGCGCAGAACGAUUCUUUCGACACUCGUCUGCAUGGUGCUUGUGGCCACUGCAAUUGAAAAGUGGAGCACGGACCACGAGUGCUUGUCAGGGCCAUUACUGAAGACGGUAAUAAUUUUUUCUGCAAUAUCGAAUACGAGAGCGCUCCUGAAGACAGAAAAUACAGGACUGAAUCAAUCCCUCCUAUUUUUGAGCGGCCUGAAAGUAUUUUGCGCCUACUGGGUUUUGCUCGACCACGAGUACAUCGCCCUUCAGGCAGAAUUUUUGCACAGCCCAUUUGAGUUGAUGCGAUUGUCAUCGAAGCCUUCGUUUCAAUUUAUCACCAACGGCGUUUUAAGUGUGGCGACGUUUUUCUUCAUGAGUGGUUUUGCGUUGUCAUUCUCCAUGGCUGGCUCACUUCCAAGCAUACGUUCGUUUGCAGUGGCGAUCGCUCGUAGGUACAUAAGGUUGACGUGUCCAGUAAUGGUGGUUGUGCUCAUGGCGUUCCUCGUGCCCCUAAUUGCCGACGGCCCUGCCGAUUCGGAACUGCUGCCGCAGCAGUUGAGCGGCUGCUACACCAACUGGUGGGCCUUAUUGGUGCACGUUAACGACUUCAUGCCUCGGGACCAAAUGUGCCUAACCCACCUUUGGUACGUUGCUGCUGAUAUGCAGAUAUUUGUAGCCGUCGCCCUCCCGCUGGCGGUGCUUCUGAAUAGGAAUAAGAAAGCCGGCUUUGCUGUGGCUUUCGUGACAUGUGCAGCGUUCGCUAGUUUAGCUGCGGCGCAAACUUAUCUUUGGCAGCUGUUCCACGGAAUCACCUUCGGAAACAGUGAUGUGAGACGAUUUUCGAACACCCUGGAAUACGUUCAUUUCAAGCCAUUUGUCCACAUCCCAACGUACGUCUGCGGUACUGUUUGUGGCUUUCUCGCAAACAGACUGAAAGGAAAGCUACUGCACAAGAGAACAGAAGCUCUUCUUUGGUUGCUGUCGGCCUGUCUCCUGUGCUCGGUUAUGUUUGUGACGAUUCCGUGGAAUGGAGGUCGCUUCCCCGCUGACUCUGUUAUUGCCCUGUACGGAGGCUUCCACAGACUUGUCUGGGCACUGGGUCUGUCUUGGCCUUUCAUUGCCUGUGCGACUGGAAAAGGAAGCGUCCUGUACAAAUUCCUGGCAUGGAAGGCGUUCCUACUGCUGUCACGGCUCACCUAUGGAAUUUACCUCACGCACCUUCUUUUUAAUCUGCUGCGCAUGGCGAAUACAAAGACACCGAUAAAUGUGGACGAGUUUUUGCAACUGAGGAAUUCCAUUGGAACGUUUGGCCUCAGCGUUGCGUUGGCCUACGUGCUGUACAUAAUUUGCGAUGGCCCAACACAGCAGAUAGAAAGAUGUCUUUUCAGGAAGACCGCUACCUCUCGUGCUAAAGUUUCUCCUCAAGAAAAUGAAACUGCAACAAUACCAUCCUCUGAUGUAGUGAGCAAUGGCACCGCCUAAACUCAAGGGGUCGCGUUUGUUCUCUCAUUUCACAUGUCCAGAGUGUUGUAAGUACUUGAUUAUUCAAUAAAUUACAAGGUUAUAGAA